Messenger RNA from Didymodactylos carnosus, 1101 nucleotides. The record is from the annotation of a GenBank genome assembly. Lineage: Eukaryota; Metazoa; Rotifera; Eurotatoria; Philodinida; Philodinidae.
AUGUUACCGGCUUUGCUCCAUGAAAACACGAUAAAUUUAUCAACCAAGGAAUUCGAACGAGGAGCAAUAGAUGAGGUCUAUAUUCGAUGUCGAAAUCUUGGACUUAUUCAAUAUAUUAUUCUUGAACACAGUGGCGUUUUAUUUGAACAAAGUUGGUUAUGUGAAUGUAUAUUGAUAACGAACGUUCGAACAGAUCGUUCAUGGUAUUUUCAUUGUAACAAAUGGUUGUCUUUAUUUCCACCUGGUGAUGGAUCACUUUCUAUUGAAUUAUAUCCCAGUAACAAAGCAGGAGAUCUACUUGAUGAUCGAUUUGAAUCUUCUCUUCCAAAAAUAACUGAUUUUGAAAUUGUAUGCGUUACUGGUGACAAACGUAACGCAGGUACUGACGCAAAUGUAUAUAUCACUUUAUUUGGAAAAGAAUCAAAAACAAAAAAAAUUCAUUUGCAAUCAAGAAGCAAAAAUCCAUUUGAACGAGGUCAAAGUGAUACAUUCAAUGUGAAAGCUGAAUAUGUUGGAGAAUUAGAAAAAAUACGUAUUGAACAUGACAAUACGGGAAGGGCUGCUGGAUGGUUUCUUGACCGCGUUAUUAUAACUGAUCAAUAUGAUCCAGACACAAAAUACUAUGUUUCGUGCAAUAAAUGGUUAGCCAGCGAUGAAGGAGAUGGUCAAAUUUCAAGAGAUUUAAUUUGCAGUAAAAAUGAAUUAGAUAAUAGAAAAUUAACAGUAUUUACGGGAAACAAGAGAGGAGCUGGUACAGAUGCCGACGUCUAUCUCACACUAUUUGGUGAGCUUGGUGAAUCAGGUGCAAUUUUAUUGGAUAAUAAAAAAAAUAAUUUUGAACAAGGAUCAAUUGAUCAUUUUGAUAUAGAAAUUCCAUCUGUCGGUAAAAUUGAUAAAAUUCUUAUAGCUCACAAUAACAAAAACAUAGCAGCUGGCUGGUUUUUGGAUAAAAUAUUAAUUGAUGAUAUUGAUCAACAUCGUAAAUACGAAUUUCGAUGUCAAAAAUGGUUAGCAACUAACGAAGAUGAUGGACAAAUAGCAAGAUUUUUAUUACCCGUUAAGGGGUCAGACACCGGCACAGAAGCAACAGCGGGUGGGUAA